Molecule: messenger RNA, 4011 nt
Organism: Labrus mixtus (cuckoo wrasse)
Lineage: Eukaryota; Metazoa; Chordata; Actinopteri; Labriformes; Labridae
Gene: macc1
Product: MET transcriptional regulator MACC1
Exons: 5
Coding region: 133-2688 (851 amino acids)
Cellular component (GO): cytoplasm
Molecular function (GO): protein binding
Source: RefSeq, a predicted model, not a curated record
CGCACACAGACGAGUGAAGAGUUGUAACAUGAGGAGCAGGUACGCCCUAGAGAAUAAGAGUGAGUGAUAGUGGACUCUUCCUGCCAACGCGCUCAAGUAAAACUACAAACAAUCUCGUGCCGAGGAUGUAAUAUGGCAGCUGGAAGAGCAACAUCCUUCCAACGUGUUGGGAGUCUAAUGCGAAGUAAAUCUGAAGGGACACUGAUCGAUCUGAAUGACAGUACAUCAACCAGUAACAUCCUGAAGGGUGGGUAUGUAAAACCAGUAACACAGAAGCUCGAGUGGCCACUUAUACAGCCAGAAGUUGCACUUUCAUCACAGUCAAACAAUCCUUUUUGGAACAAACUGUCCAGAUCAAAUCCAUUCUUAGAUGAAAUUGUACACAACAGUACAGAAAAACACAUUUCCAACACAUCAAAUGGGAAACAAGACAUAGGAAAACAUGUGGACCCAAAUACCGAUGAUGCCAUCAGCACAUCUUCAGAUGAAGGCAACGUAGGAAACUUUCUGCAAAACAAACACAAAGUGAGCAACAGAUCUGGGAGAUGGAGAAGUGCUUCAGACAUUUUGGACGAUCUGGAGCGAAAAGUGCCAAAACAGGAGAACAGCUUCACACCACCUGGGACGGUGCUGAAUCCAGAUUUUGAGUGGCUAAAGAACGACAGAGAGGCUUAUAAAAUGGCCUGGCUAAGCCACAGGCAACUCACACGCUCAUGUUUGGACUUAAAUCUGAUGAGCCAGAGCCCAGGGUGGGCUCAGACCCAGGCCUCCAACUUUCAGGUCAUCUCCAAGAUCGGCCAUACUGGAGGUAUAGUACAGUUACCAGACUCAGAAAUCAGGAUCCAUAUUCCAGAGGGCAACGUUCCUUCUGGAGAAGUCCAGGAAGUUACACUCAAAGCAAUGCUAGACCCUCCCCCUGGACUCAAUAACAACUACAUGACUACCAUGAGUCCACUUCUAGAGGUGGUCCUCAGCAAAAUCAACACAAAGGAGUGUAUCUCUCUGGAUAUUAAACUGUCUGGAGAGGUCAAGAAUGAUCCACUUAGUCAGAUGAUGACUACUGUGGUUGGACUGGUGUCUAAUAAAAGAGAAGGACCUUAUGUUAUAGUAAACAACUGUUACAUUCACAAAAACAAGAUGCAGAUGAAGCUGCAGGACUUGAAGACACAUUUUUAUGUGAUCGCAGUUGCACAGGCCUCUGCAAUCCAAGCCCCUGCAACAUCGAUUUGGGAUUACCUUGAACGCCAAAUCACAAUAGCAGUUUAUGGUCCCAGAUACAUCCAUCCUUCAUUCAAGGUUGUCAUAGUAGUUUGCUGUCAUGAGGAUGUUCCACCCAAGCUUCCAUUUUCAGCAAUCUGCAAAGGGAACAAAAACCUGCCUCCACUAGUUCUUCAGCUUUGGGGAAAACGUGGUUUUAAACCAGACAAACUGAACAACCUGCAUGUCGGAGUAAGCCUCACGGAAUCUGAGUUUAAAAUACAACCUGAGGACAAACUGAAAGAAGUUAGACAAAGUCAGCUCAAAAUAGGCACAGUUCUGCAUCUGCCAGUAGCAAUAUCCUGUGCAAACAAUACAGAAAUGACUCCCUUCAAACUAGAUCUAGAGGUUAAGGAGUCCAACACGACCACUGUUGCAAAUUUCCAGGUGUCUUCCCCUCCCGCAGCACCCAUCAGAUCAGAAAAGCGAGUUCAAAGGCAGUCAGACAAGCGGAUUGAAUUGGCAAAGACAGCAUCUAUUCCUGAGGAAUGUGUUCAAGAUUUCCCCAAAUUUACAGACAGACCUGUGAAACUACAGUGGUACGGUGUAGCCCUUAAGUCAGUUCUCCGUCAACCACGUGUAGAUUAUCUUCUAGAGUACUUCAAGGGGGACACAGUGGCUCUCCUAUCCAGAGAGACUGUAAAGUCAGUGGGUAACUCUAAGGUCAAGGAGUGGUACAUCGGAUUCCUCCGAGGCAGGACCGGUUUGGUGCAUUGCAAAAAUGUCAAGCUCAUUACCAGAGACCAAGUGAUCGACUUCACUGGAAUUCAAAUUACUACUGAGGUCCUCUUGGACAACAUGAUGCUGCCCUUCAAGAAGCUUACCUACAUGUACUCUGCUAUCCAGACGUUGGUCACUGAACACAUCACCACCUGGAGAGGAUUUGCUAAUGUUUUGGGGUAUAGAAACCUGUCUUUGGACACCAUCACACGGAGCUACACUGAGACAGAGGCAGAGAAAGUGGCCAGUGUAUUGGAAAAGCUGAAGGAAGACUGCCAUGCCGAGAGGAUAAGGAAGUUUCUGCAUGAGCUCAUGGUGGGUCUCCUGAAGAUGGAUUCUGUGAAUCUUGCAGCACAGGUUAUCCAGAACACGGUCAUUCUGUCCACUGCUGUGGAGCUAGGAAUUCGAUGGCGGGAGCUUGCUGAGAAGAUGGGAAAACUCUCCAGUUCUCAGAUAGCCGCCUAUGAAGCACCCCAUUUAGGGAAGAGUGGAGACGUUGGUUCCCAGUCAAUGUGGAAGCCAGCAUAUGACUUCCUGUACUCCUGGAGUCAGCGCUAUGGAGACAGCUACAAGGACAUGAUCCAGGAUCUACACCUGCUCCUGGACAAAAUGAAAAACCCUGUAACGAGACAGUGGAGGCAGCUGACAGGUGCCCUCAUCACAGUGAACUGUCUCGAUAUCUUCAGAAACUCUGCAUACCCAAAUUCCUAAAUCGCGAUGCAAAAUGCACUCUAGUGAUGACACCAACAUCCACGCACUUGAGAAAAACAGAUACAACUACAUUUUUUUUCUCCUGAUACUGCUUUUAAGAAGUAGUGGUAGGUUGGUUUCAAAAGAAAGAAAGAAUGUAGCUUUAAGGCACAUUCACGUUGUUUUCCAGAAUGGAGAGAAAGCACAUAUUUCUGAAAGAACCCUUAUUGUGUGAAACCAUUUAAGAAAAUAACUAUUUUUUUCAGAUGAUGUAUUGUCACUGUAAACAUUUACCUAUCCUGGUUCCUUUUUGUAGUCAGAGUGGUAUUCACCACUAGAAGUAGCAUUCAAAUACUCCUAGUUUAAAAAAAACAAGUUAGUGACCUUGAGGCCUCAUGAUGGGAGUUUAAGAACCAAUCAGUGAAGUAGAGGUGGCUACAGCUACUUUUUAAUACUGUCUAAGCAUUUGUUACACUAAAAUGAUUUUUGUUACUCUUGAUGUUACUUGGCUCUUUUCGACGUCUUAGAGACUUUUUUUUAAAUUGAUUUAUACUUAUUUGUACAAAUAAGCAUGAGAAGAAACAUGUUUGAAAUUCACCAGCUACUUGCACUAUAUUUUGAAACCUCACUUGAGUAUGUUGUCACAAUUUUUGAACUGUGAAGGAACGUCACUUCAUCUUUGGAACAGAAGAAACUGAAGUGCUGUCAGUCACUUUUUACUAUAUGUCUGAGCAAAUGUGAUGAAGUCGUAUAAUAAGAUGUCAUUUCAGUGUUUCAUUUACGGUUACAUUUUUAAAGGUCAGCCAUCCUGGAUAUCAAUAAUGUUAUCUGUUAGAUAGAUUUUUCUAUUGUGUCUAUGUGCACAAAACAUUUACUUUUUGAGAAUUGGCAUUACCUCAAGAGCAGGUUUUAAAAUGAUCUAUCUUAAUAGAUUUCACCAGUACGAUUUUAAUGAAGAUCUACAUAAUGUGUAUGAAUCCUGUAAAAGUUUAUACCAGUGGGACUUUUAGGUUAUAGUUUUCUGUAAAUACUUGUUUGAAGCUAAACGGACAAGGGACAGCAAACUGAUUAAUGUGAACUUUUGUUAACCGGGCCUGCAGGUUGGUGCAGUGGUUAACGCUGAUUCCUCACUGCAACAACAUUCCUGGUUUGAAUCCCCGUCGGACAGGUGUGGUGUUUGCAUAUUCUCCCUGUGCACGUGUGGGUUCUCCUACAGAUACUCUGGCUCCUUCCCACUGUCCAAAGACAUGACCUUCAGGUUCAUCAGAGAUUCUAAAAUGUCUCGUAGGUGUGCAUGUGCAUGAACAUGUGAGUGUUUGUCUCUGUAGGUCAGACUGGUGACAU